Molecule: messenger RNA, 1890 nt
Organism: Nicrophorus vespilloides
Lineage: Eukaryota; Metazoa; Arthropoda; Insecta; Coleoptera; Silphidae
Gene: Adck1
Exons: 4
Coding region: 166-1707 (513 amino acids)
Biological process (GO): lipid homeostasis; mitochondrion organization
Cellular component (GO): mitochondrial inner membrane
Source: RefSeq, a predicted model, not a curated record
UCAGAAAUGUAUAAAACAUGCGAAUGUAGAAGUUAAAUGUUCUAAUUCUAGGUUAAGGUCAUUGCAUAAGCAAUGUAAGUGAAACUAUUUGGUGGUUGCUUUUUAAAAUAUGUCACUUCCUUGUAUAAAACAAUAAGAUUUCUAAUUGUUGAAACAUUGUACAACAUGUUGUCCACAAGAACAAGUAGACUACUCAAGUAUGGCAGUGUGGUGGCCGCCUCAGGCAGUGUUUUAUAUGCCCUAAAUAAUAGCAACAACACUUUAGAUUCUAUUGGUGUAGUGAGAUUAGGAAGAGCAGCCUUUACAGUGUUCAAAAUAGGUGCAAUUUAUAAGAGAAAUCUGUACAAACAUGACCUGGACAAAGAGUCAACUGAGUACAAAGAUUUGAAGAGUUACUGCCAUCUGCAGGGUGCAGAAAACCUGUUGGAUCUUUGCUGUAAGAAUAAAGGUGUUUACAUUAAAGUUGGGCAGCAUGUAGCUGCUUUAGAAUAUCUAUUACCAAAGGAAUAUGUGCAAACAAUGAAGGUACUGCAUAGUCAUGCACCACCAAACAACAUAGAUGAUGUUUACAAAGUUAUUAGAGAAGACUUGAAGGCUGAUCCCAAAGAAAUAUUUGCUGAGUUUGACAUAGAACCAUUAGGUACAGCAUCUCUAGCUCAGGUGCACAAAGCUAAGCUGCAUGAUGGCACAACAGUGGCUGUUAAAGUGCAGCAUCCCUAUGUGCAGGGCAAUUCCAGGGUGGACAUGAAGACCAUGGAAAUUUUGGUUAAAGUUGUAAGCUGGGUGUUUCCAGAGUUCAAAUUCCAAUGGUUGGUUGAUGAGACCAAGAAAAAUAUUCCACAAGAGCUUGACUUUGAAUUGGAAGGAAGAAAUGCGGAGAAAGUUGCGCGCAUGUUUUCGCAUUUGCCUUGGCUUAAAAUACCCAACAUCAGAUGGGAUUACACAACUUCAAGAGUCCUCACCAUGGGCUAUGUGGAAGGUGGACAAGUCAAUGAUUUGAAGUACAUCAAUGAGAAUAAGAUUAGUGCAUAUGAGAUUUCUGAUAAGUUGGGCAGACUUUACUCCCAUAUGAUUUUCAUCAAUGGUUUUGUGCACAGUGAUCCUCACCCUGGAAACAUCCUGGUCAGAAAGAAUGAGCAAGGAAACUGUGAUAUAGUUCUCUUAGACCAUGGAUUAUAUGCUAAUUUAAGCCGACACACGAUGAUUGAAUAUGCGAAUCUCUGGUUGAGUAUACUGGACAGAGAUAGGAAGGCUAUGCGGCAGCAUUGCAAGAACUUGGGAGUCGAAGGGAAUCUGUACGGGCUUUUCGCUUGCAUGAUCACGGGAAGAACGUGGGACUCUAUUAUGUCCGGAAUCGAAAAGAAGAAACCGACGUCCGGUGAGAAAGACCUGUUCCAAAAGGAGUUUCCCAACUUGCUACCUGAUAUAUCGGGCGUGCUGGAUCGCGUCAAUCGUGAAUUGCUGCUGAUUUUGAAGACUAACGACUUAAUGCGUGGCAUUGAAUAUACUUUGAAGACCGGUUCCAGGCAAGGUGCAUUCAAAGUGAUGUCCCAAUGUUGUGUAAAGUCCGUUUACAAGCAACGCAUCGACGAGGCGAAAACCAAAUUCAACAAGUUUACUAACACCAUUGCACAAUUCUGGAUGUUAUUUAAGCUCAAUAUAUAUUACAGUUAUAUAACCUUAAGAAGUUUAGCGCAAUCAAAUUAAAAAUAAUAUAGUUUUAUAAUUUAUGAACUUUUACGAGGUGGACAUUAAUAAUUUGGGAAUCAUUAGACUGAGAAAUUUGGAAAGGCCAGUGGUGCAGGGUCCGCAAACUAUUAGUUGGCGUGCUACUUUGUUCAAGAGUUUGAAAAACUCGUCUUUUAAGCAAUAUAUUACAAAUUUUUAAUA